CAGGCUCGGGAACGUUAAACUGCGACCCUAGUUUAAGCAUAGUGAGGCAGACAUCCUAGCUCGCACAUUUCAACAAGGCAGCUAACUGGCCAGAGACCGGCGUCUCCACUCUUCCCAAGAUCACGAGUCCGGAACCGCCGCCUCUAACUCUUAGAAGUCAAGCGCCCGACAAGAAACUUGCACGAUCGCGCCCGCGGCCACCAACCCAAGACCAGGGCACCCACGGCCUCCAGUCGGCCAUCCCCAGGAACCAUGUCGGGCAGGUCGGUUCGAGCCGAGACCAGGAGCCGGGCCAAAGAUGAUAUCAAGAGGGUCAUGGCGGCUAUCGAGAAAGUGCGCAAAUGGGAGAAGAAAUGGGUGACUGUUGGCGACACGUCCCUACGAAUCUACAAGUGGGUUCCUGUGACGGAGCCAAAAGUUGAUGACAAAAACAAGAAUAAAAAGAAAGGCAAGGAUGAGAAGUGUGGCUCGGAGGUGACCACUCCAGAGAACAGCUCGUCACCAGGGAUGAUGGACAUGCACGAUGAUAACAGCAACCAGAGCUCCAUAGCAGACGCCUCUCCCAUCAAACAGGAAAACAGCAGCAACUCCAGCCCUGCCCCAGAGCCCAACGCACCUGUGCCCAGUGAUGGCCCCGAAGCCAAGGCCGAUGAGGCACAGGCAGAUGGAAAAGAGCACCCUGGAGCUGAAGAUGCUUCUGAUGAGCAGAAUUCACAGUCUUCGAUGGAAAACUCAAUCAACAGCUCAGAAAAAGCGGAACGGCAGCCAUCUGCAGAGUCGGGGUUGGCAGCAGAAACUUCGGCAGUCUCUCAGGAUUUGGAAGGAGUGCCACCCUCUAAAAAGAUGAAGCUGGAAUGUUCUCAACAGAACUCUGAAGAGAUGUAGAUGCCCAGUGGAACCCUUUGGUCCAUGUUUCAUGGCAGGUACAUCAGCAGGCUUAAUUCUAGAACGCUGCUCAAGCGAUUCCUCUUGGGCGUGAACAGAACUAACGUUUCAAGUUUACUAAGUGCAAAUCCAAGAAAAACCUAGAACGGUGGAACUUCUCAGACGCUGGCGAGCUCUGCUGUGAAGCGAAACACUCGAACCUUCAAGUGACUAUCCUUGGGAAGUGGGCCGACAGCUCAGGAGUGUCUGCACACUGUCUCGGAAGCCAAGAUUACAUUUGUGUUGCUGCUGUAUCCCCUGCCCCAACUUCUCUAUUUAAUGAUAUAAGCUAUUUGAGGGUGGUACCAGUCAGGAAUUUGCUUUUCAUAGGGGCUUUUUCACUCUUCAACCAAUUCCUUCCGCUUUCUUUUUUUGUGCCUUGUACCCUAGAGGUUACCUCUGGCAUGCUUCCUGGUUUUUGCAUCUCUCCUGGCAAAGUGCCCAUUCAUUUUGGUUGGCUGCUGCCCCCUUCCUGUCUCUCUCCUCCCUGCCCCGAGACUGCUUCAGAGCAGGUGGGGUACAGAACAGGAGAUCAGGCACCUUCAGUGGCUUCUGGUUCAGGUGGGCAGUGUUUGGGCACAUCCCGCACCCUACCUGGAGCCAGCCCCAACUCCCAGGGCCCCUAGGGCUCUAAGUCUCAGCCUCACUUCCCAAGGGCUGGCCUCCUUGGUUCGGGACACGCCCUCACCUCCUGGAGCCUUGGAGGCUAGGGGUUUGCAAGCCACAGUAACCCAGAUUGACAUGCAAAGCCUUUAGAUUCUUCUGGCACUUCCACCCUAUCUCCCCCACUCUAGCCACCACUGGCACUGCUUUCUCCAGGCCCUCCAAGGACAGAAUGGCUGACUGCAAGCUUGUCUCCUUAGGAUAGUACAGGGCUGGGGAGGUUGGGAGCAGGCAGCAGGAAUAGCUGGUGCUGAACUCUCCCACAGGACAUUGCUUGGAUUUCAAAUCCAUGGAAACCUGAUGCCCUUCGUCCCUGUCCUCCCACACCCCAGAUCCCAGGCAAGAUGCUCCUGGCAUCAUGUUCUGACUCUCAGAGGCAACAGGUGGAUGGAGUCUCGUUCCCAGCACGAGCUGUCAGCCUCCACUGGGGAGCGGACCUUAACAAUUGGGCCUCAAAGGCCAGAACCAAGGCACCGAGGAACUGGGAAGAUUUGCACACAGCCCCAGAAAGGAGCCACAGAGGCUCCCUCUUCCCCUGCCCUCAAUUGCACCGAGACAGCUUUCUCUCACUCAGUGGAGACACCCCUUGGACGAGCUGCCCAACUGUUGAGUUCUGAGGCCUGGUUUGCUCUUAAUUCCUCCACGGACCCCUCAGACCUGACGGCUUCCCCCGGCUUCUUUCUGCACUGGAGCACUGACUCCCUAUGAGUUGUAUGUUGGGGUGGGGGGAGCGGGGUGUUUGUUUUUGUUUUGUUUUUUGUUUUGUUUGCUAACUGGUGCAUAUUCAGGUACCACCUUGUGACGUGUGGAUCUUUCUCCCAAUCAUCAUGAGAAGUGUCUGCCAGGCUCCAUUUUCUAAGAGUUUCUGAGGGGAGGAAAGCUCCAACUUCUUUUUCUGUUUUCAAGGGAGCUGUCUAUUUCCUAUACUCACGAAGAAUCAAAAUGUUCCUGAAUUUUAAAUACCUCAUACAAAAAUAUCUCCUGAAAUAAGGGAAGAAAAAAAAAACUUUGAAAUCUUAAUGUUGAAGUUAGCAAUGCUAAAAUGUUUCUGUCUUAAAAAAGAAAAUUCUUGUACUUAGCAAUUUUGCCCCUCAGGCAGUCAGUUCUAUGAAGAACUGUGUUCUGUGUCUUUGCUGGAAAGCAACCAGAUGCACGACCUCCAACAUAUCUCAAGGUCAAGGCGGCUUUACCUCCAGAUUCUAGAGCUAGGGCAACAUUUUUAUUUUGCAGCAAAACUCCAUUUUGGUGAAAGAUGAAUUUGGAUAUUUAUUUCUUUUUCUGGGAAACAAGCGGUUACAACACACAGCUGAAGGAGAGCCCAGCACAUGCAUCCACGGAGCCAGCAGGGCGGCCAGGGCCACCUGCACCUCUUCUGUCCACUGCAGCCUCUCCGGACAGUCAAGAGGAGUUGCCGCGGUUGAGGAUGAAGACAAUGACGAGGUCCACGGUACCGAGGCUGUAUUAGUUUUUCUCUGAAGUGCCUGAAGGUAGGAAUGGGCCGUUGAUGGGGACCAUUCGGGUGCCCCCGACGGCCACGCCAGGCAAAGAGCCAGCAGCCUUGCACUGCACGCUGGCCAGGAAAGCCUUCCACGCGGAGCGGUCAGACUGCAAAAUCAAUGUGCUUCCUUCCCCGCCACGGUCCUCUCUCCGGAGCCGAUGGUCCCCAUCCCCGAACCCCCGCCCUCAUCCCCGCCACAGAAUCUAAGACCUUUCAUCUGGCCGAGCCAGGGGCUGGGGAUCCUAAGCAAAUGCCUUCCGUGGACAUCAGGCCCCAUGGCCUAAAGGGCUCCCAGGGCAAAUAUCCCCCAAAACUUGAAGGUGGGGGAAUGGCGGCUACACAUUCCACAAAGUGCUGGCACUUACACCCACAACCUGGAAGGCUAUUGACCGGUUCCUAGAGGGUGGUGACUGCCCAUCAGACGGUGUCAUGGUUUGGAAUGUUAGCUAUCGCCGAGGACCUGGUUAGAGAUAUAAAGACCUUUUUUUCACUGUUACCUUUUUUUCCCUCUCUUACAGUUUUUUUUGGUGUGUUGUACAGCAGUAUGAUUUUUCUCUUAUUUAUUCCAUCGGUAGAUAUUGUUUGUACAAUGUACAAUGGUUUCAUUUCAGAAAAUAAAAAAAAAUUCAGAUCAUGAG
Microtus ochrogaster (prairie vole) is the source of this 3723-nucleotide messenger RNA. It is a transcript of the gene Bcl7a, whose product is annotated as BAF chromatin remodeling complex subunit BCL7A. Lineage: Eukaryota; Metazoa; Chordata; Mammalia; Rodentia; Cricetidae. The record is from RefSeq and is a predicted model, not a curated record.